Molecule: messenger RNA, 294 nt
Organism: Talaromyces stipitatus ATCC 10500
Lineage: Eukaryota; Fungi; Ascomycota; Eurotiomycetes; Eurotiales; Trichocomaceae
Product: DUF543 domain protein
Exons: 3
Coding region: 1-294 (97 amino acids)
Cellular component (GO): mitochondrial inner membrane; MICOS complex; mitochondrion
Source: RefSeq, a predicted model, not a curated record
AUGGCCGAAGCAAACGAAUCCAAGCCGACAGUCCCGGUUGCGCGCUCAACCAAGCCCGUGAGCGAGGCUCUCCUUAAUGAGAAGUGGGACCGCGCCAUCUCGUCUUUGAUCGUCCGCUCUUCUAUCGGCCUCGGAUUCGGUGUUGUUCUCUCAGUUCUUCUCUUCAAGCGGAGAGCCUGGCCAGCCUGGGUCGGUCUCGGUUUUGGCGCUGGUCGCGCAUAUGAGGAAGCCGAUUCUGCUUUCCGGCGAGGCGAUGGCCCUGUCACCAGUGCUGUGCAUCAAUCUAGGUCGUGA